AUGAGAUGCGUGAGCCAAACUUUACAAUCAUUCGCACACGUUUCACCAACUACCAGUUUAGUAAAACCCGAAAAUCCCUUGUUAUCACUUAUUAGAACUAAGGUAAGAUGUUAUUUUCCACGUCCAAACGAAGUGAGAAGAGUUCGUCGCCAUGGCUGGAAUGCUAGAAUGUCAACUCCAAAUGGUCGAAGAAAUAUCAUGAGAAGGUUCUUAAAAGGCCGACACGUUUUGUCACAUUGAUUUGUUGUAGUAAGGGUAGGUUUAAUUGUAGAAAUAAUAUAAAAUAAAUAUUA
Molecule: messenger RNA, 293 nt
Organism: Vanessa tameamea
Lineage: Eukaryota; Metazoa; Arthropoda; Insecta; Lepidoptera; Nymphalidae
Gene: mRpL34
Product: mitochondrial ribosomal protein L34
Exons: 2
Coding region: 1-240 (79 amino acids)
Biological process (GO): translation
Cellular component (GO): ribosome; mitochondrial large ribosomal subunit
Molecular function (GO): structural constituent of ribosome
Source: RefSeq, a predicted model, not a curated record